AUGUUGUCGAGGCAGUGGAACGCAAAUAAACAAAUCGCCAGGCAGGUCUACAACCUCCAAAGAGGUUUGGCCAAUAAGACCUCAUCGAUGAACUUGGAAGAGGCCAAACCUUAUGCUGAUAUUCCGGGUCCCAGCAAAAUGCAAUUAAUAAGAGCUUUUCUACCGGGCGGUCGCUAUAAAGACUUGCCUGUCAAUGAAAUGUUUCUUGAUAUGAACCGACAAUAUGGCAGUAUCUUUCGAAUGCCCAGCAUAGCUGGCACUGAUAUGGUUCUGACCAUGAAUCCCAAGGAUUAUGAGAUCAUUUUCCGCAAUGAGGGACAGUAUCCACACAGAAGAAGCUUCGAGGUAAUGGAUUAUUUCAAGAAAGUACACAGACGUGAGGUUUUCGAUGGCUACGAUGGCUUGACUUCGGGCAACGGUCCAUCUUGGGGUAAAAUGCGUACAGCUGUGAAUCCCAUACUUUUGCAGCCCCGCAAUGCCAAACUUUAUAUGAAAAACUUGCUGCAGGUCAGCGAUGAGUUUCUAGAGCGCAUUCGCUCUAUUCGUGAUCCCGUGAGCCAGGAAAUGCCAGAUGAUUUUGCCAUGGAUAUUCGCCAUUUGGUGGUAGAAUCUAUUUGCUCUGUGGCCCUCAACACUCAUCUGGGAAUUCUAGGGGAAAAUCGAGAAAAUCAGGAAGUUAAGCAACUCAUUACAGCUCUUCAAGAUGUGGUUGAACUAGGCUUCCAGUUGGACAUGAUGCCUGCCUUUUGGAAAUAUCUGCCCAUGCCGAACUUUAAGAAACUUAUGCGUUCUUUGGAUUUGAUAACAGACUUUUGCAUUUUCCACAUUGAAGAUGCAUUGAAACGAAUUGAAGAUGAUGCCAAGGCGGGAAAACUCACAGAGUUGGGUCUAGAGACCAGUUUACUGGAAAAGUUAGCACGUUUUGAUCGUCAAACAGCUGUGAUUAUAGCCAUGGAUUUGCUAUUUGCAGGAGCAGAUCCGACCCUGGUUUCUCUUAGCGGCACCCUUUUGAGUCUGGCCAAGAAUCCCGACAAGCAAGCUCGACUUCUGGAGGAGAUUAAGGGAAUACUUCCUGAGAAGAACUCCCCUCUUACCAUGGAGAACAUGAAUAAUCUUCCCUAUCUGAGGGCCUGCAUCAAGGAGGGCAUUCGUAUGUAUCCCAUUGGUCCGGGUACCCUACGUCGCAUGCCCCACGAUGUGGUACUUAGCGGUUAUAGAGUCGUGGCUGGAACGGAUGUGGGCAUGGCCUCCAAUUAUCAAAUGGCCAAUAUGGAGGAGUUUGUGCCGAAUGUACGUCAAUUCAUACCCGAACGUUGGCUAAGGGAUGAAUCCAAUUCGAACUCUCACCUAAUUGGGGCCACGGCCACGCCUUUUAUGUACCUGCCUUUUGGUUUCGGGCCAAGAGCCUGUGCCGGCAAAAGGAUCGUGGAUAUGAUGAUGGAAAUAGCCAUUGCCCGGCUGGUAAGGAACUUCCAGAUCGGUUUCGAAUAUCCCAUUGAACAUGCCUUCAAGGCAAGGUUCUUUGUUCAACCCAAUAUUCCCUUUAAGUUCAAGUUUGUGGAUCGCAGCGAUUGAUAACCUUAGACUUUUAAAGGAAAUAAUAUUACUCAGGGAAGAAAAAUUGUAUAACCUGUAUUACUAAAAUAAAACCUAUAUU
Molecule: messenger RNA, 1657 nt
Organism: Drosophila serrata
Lineage: Eukaryota; Metazoa; Arthropoda; Insecta; Diptera; Drosophilidae
Gene: Cyp12e1
Product: Cytochrome P450 12e1
Molecular function (GO): heme binding; monooxygenase activity; iron ion binding
Source: RefSeq, a predicted model, not a curated record